CGGUGCUGCGGGAGCGGCGGCGGCUCGGCGGCAGCGAGGGCGGGAGCGGCCGUGACCAUGGCUGGAGGCAAAGCUGGAAAGGACAGUGGGAAGGCCAAGGCUAAGGCUGUGUCUCGCUCACAGAGAGCUGGGCUACAGUUCCCCGUGGGCCGCAUCCACAGACAUCUGAAGACUCGCACCACGAGCCAUGGACGGGUUGGUGCCACGGCUGCAGUGUACAGCGCUGCGAUCCUGGAGUACCUCACUGCGGAGGUGCUGGAGCUGGCAGGUAAUGCGUCCAAGGACCUCAAGGUAAAGCGCAUCACUCCGCGUCACUUGCAGCUCGCCAUCCGUGGUGACGAGGAGUUGGACUCUCUUAUCAAGGCCACAAUAGCUGGGGGCGGUGUGAUCCCACACAUCCACAAGUCUCUGAUCGGGAAGAAGGGACAGCAGAAAACUGCUUAGAGAGUGGUUUUAACCAACGCUCUUCCUCCCUGUCACUGUACUGUAACUAGGGCAGAAGAAAUGAUGGGGACACGUGGAAUUUUAAAAACAGCUAAGUGGAAAAGCAUAGACAAUUACUACAGACAUGAUAAAAGAAACAUUUGUACGUUCUUAGACUCGAAGUUUGAUAAAAGGACCUUUUCAUGUGGCAGCAGUUAUAUGUGCAUUGGCUAGGUUUCUCCCACGUUUUAUACAAAAAUGGAAUUGAUAAACCAUUUUUUACAAAAAUAA
Messenger RNA from Rhinolophus ferrumequinum (greater horseshoe bat), 714 nucleotides. RefSeq names its product histone H2A.V. The record is from RefSeq and is a predicted model, not a curated record. NCBI's taxonomy places the organism in Eukaryota, Metazoa, Chordata, Mammalia, Chiroptera, Rhinolophidae. The transcript has 5 exons. Gene Ontology annotation, molecular function: protein heterodimerization activity; DNA binding; structural constituent of chromatin. Bases 58 to 444 code for a protein of 128 amino acids. Gene Ontology annotation, cellular component: nucleosome.